AUGGAUAUAACAUUAACUGGAACCCUUCUAUUAACUGUGCUGAUCUCUUGUCUAUUGAUAUACUCAACAUGGAAUAAAAUGUAUAGGAAACGUAAUCUACCCCCAGGGCCAACACCAAUUCCUUUGAUUGGAAACCUACUGCAAAUUAAGAUGGGUGAGAUGGUAAAGUCUUUAAUGCAGCUUGCUGACAAGUAUGGCUCUGUUUACACAGUAUACUUUGGAUCACGCCCUGUAGUUGUUAUUAGUGGCUACCAGGCUGUGAAAGAAGCUUUAGUUGAUCAAGGAGAGGAGUUCAGUGGGAGAGGAAACUUGCCAUCAGUGGACAAAAUUUUUAAAGGUUUUGGUGUUGUUUUUAGCAAUGGAGAACGCUGGAAGCAGCUUCGUCGUUUCUCGCUUACAACCCUGAGGAAUUUUGGGAUGGGAAAAAGGAGCAUCGAAGAAAGGAUCCAAGAAGAAGCACAGUUUCUGGUAGAAGAGCUAAGAACAUAUAAACACAAGUUGCACAAAGAAAUUGACAGUGUGAUUGGACGAAACCGAAGCCCAAAUAUUGAAGACCGGAGCAAGAUGCCGUAUAUGGAUGCUGUGAUCCAUGAGAUCCAGAGAUUUAGUGACAUUAUUCCUUUAAAUGUACCACACACUGUUAUUAAGGACACUAACUUCAGAGGCUAUACAAUACCCAAGGGUACUGAUGUCUACCCCCUGCUCUGCACUGUUCAUAGAGAUCCAAAACAAUUCUCAACACCAUAUAAAUUCAAUCCUGGUCACUUUCUGGAUGGCACCGGUUGCUUUAAGAAAAGUGAUGCAUUCAUGCCAUUUUCCAUAGGUAAGCGGAUUUGUCUGGGCGAGGGCUUGGCGCGCAUGGAACUCUUUUUGUUCCUUACCAGUAUCCUACAGAACUUCAAACUGACAUCACAGACACACUUUACAGAAGAUGACAUUGCCCCUAAAAUGACUGGAUUUGCAAAUGUCCCCAUAAAUUAUCAGCUCUCAUUUUUGCCCCAUUAAAGGGACAUUGCCCACUAGAUUUUACUUUCCAUAAAUGUUUUGUAGAAGAUCCAUUUAUAUAGCCCAUCUGGAUGUGUUUUUGUAAAAAUGUAUAGUUUUGCUUAUUUUUAAAUAACAUUGUGCUGAUUUUCAGACUCCUAACCAAGCCCCAAAGUUUUAGAUGUAUACUGAUGUAUACAGAGUUCAGAUUGCUGCUAUUUGUAUAAUGGGUCUUUUCAUAUGCAGGGGAGGGGUUUGUUCUGCUCUCAGCCCCUUUCAGUUGGUGUCCCAGGCUAAUUUUAUCAACAGUGCUAAACUGGGAGCUUCUAAGUAAGUUUUUAAAAGGUUUUAUAUUGGAUUUUUAGAUCAGUAUCUGUGCAUAUUCUUCUUUAUAGUAUUGUCUAUUACAUGCAGUAUAAAAUUGAUGUAUAGUGUCCCUUUAAAGCUUUAUCUUAUUGCAAAGUCUAUGUUUUGUUUUAACAAUAUCUUUAUUUCAAUUAUCUUAUCUGAACAAUUGUUUCUGAUAGUUUGAGCCUACAAUGCCAUUGUUUCUCAACAUAUAAUUGAUAAAUUGAGUUCAGCUUAUAUCCCAAUAUCUACAUAUGCUUCUAUUGCAGAUAACAUGAUUUUGGUCUCUUGAUUCUAGCUGCUACUGUUCUCCUGUGUAAUGAUUUGCAUAAUGUGGCAAACAACAUAUAAACAAUAACAUUUCUAAGGAAUUGGAACUUCCAUUUGAAAUUCUAUGGCUCAUGUUGUUUAUAUAAUUUGCCAUCUUUAAAGGGACAUUAAAGGGACAGUCAACACCAGAAUUGUUGUUGUUUUAAAAGAUAGAUAAUCCCUUAAUUACUAAUUCCCCAGUUUUGCAUAACCAACACAGUUAUAAUUAUACACGUUUUACCUCUGUAAUUACCUUGUAUCUAAGCCUCAGCAGACUUCCCCCCUUAUUUCAGUUCUUUUGACAGACUUGCAUUUUAGCCAAUCAGAGCUGUCUCCAUGGUAAAUUCACGUGCAUGAGCUCAAUGUUAUCUAUAUGAAACAUGUGAACUAAUGCCCUCUAGUGGUGAAAAACUACCAAAAUGCAUUUAGAUUAGAGGUGGCCUUCAAGGUCUAAGAAAUUAGCAUAUGAACCUCCUAGGUUUAGCUUUAAACUAAGAAUACCAAGAAAACAAAGCAAAAUUGGUUCUAAAAGUAAAUUGGAAAGUUGUUUAAAAUUACAUGCCCUAUUUGAAACAUGAAAGGUUUUUUUUUUACUUGACUGUCCCUUUAAACACUAAAUAAAUGCUAGAUAGAAUAAUGCAUUCUAAGAAAAGAUUAGUCUGAGAAUAACAUGUAGAUGUAUUUUUUAAAGUUUCAUUAGCUGUUGAAAUAUUAACAAAAUAAGUUCAAAGUUUUAGUGUCUAUAAAACAAUGGUAGCUGCCAUGUUGUAACUUAGGUUACCUUCACUGCUGUGGCCAAUUAGAGACAGUUAUAAAUAGGUCACUAGAGUGUGCAGCCAAUGGCUGUGUGGAAUAUAACAGUGUUCAGCACUUCCAUUUCUAACAGGAGGUGAAAAGCUCACAAUUUCAGAAUGGAAUUACAGGAAAAGGGGACAAAAUAAAUAAUGAAAGUAUACUGCAGAGUGGUUUUUAUAUACACAGUUUAUCAUUUUAUAUUUCCAUCUCAAAGUGUUUAAUGUCCCUUUAAUAACUUGUUUGAAAGAUGUUUAAUAUUAAAUCAGUUAACCAAUUUCUUGCAGAGAUCUAUUCAAAGAGAAACAAAAAACAUAAUAGAAGACUGCUGCUCCAUAACCCUGUCUGCCUGCUCUUAUGAGGUGGACAGAGAUCACCACAAUUCAACCCGAUCGAGUACGAUCGGGUUGAUUGACACCCCCCUGCUGGCGGACGAUUGGCCGCCAGUCUGCAGUGGGCGGCUUUGCACCAGCAGCUUACAAGAGCUGCUGGUGCAAUGCUGAAUACGGAGAGUGUAUUGCUCUCCGCAUUCAACAAUAUCUGUCAGACCUGAUCCGCACUGUCGGAUCAGGUCCAACAGACAUUUGAUAAAUAGGCCUCUUUAUCUGAAUCAUGGAAGGACAUUUUUGGGUUUCAUGGUUAGGAGGAAAAAGAUAUUCUUGAAAAGUUGUUAGGUGUAAAAGAGAAACUUUUUCUUAUACACGGGUCACUCAAAACUGCAAUGAAAUAAACCACGUAUUGCAGAUAGAUCACAUGAAUGCUUAGUGGAACAAUAAAUAUUCUACAGAGCUAAAAUGAACUGUUAGAAACAGAGAAGGAAUCCCAUGAUAAUCUCCUUGCAGAGAAGAUCCUUGAUCUUUUAUGGAGCUUGUGGGCUGCUAGUCAGGAGGUCCUCAAGGCUGGGUUGGCCUAGAAGGAUACCAGGAGAUUUCCCAGUGGGUUGCAGCAAUUUAAAGGGGUGAUUAAUGGAGGCAAUGGGGUUUUAGAGUGCAUAUAGCAACAUUCUGGAACUUUUUUUUUUAAUACAAAAGAAUAUAAUAUCAUUUUGAAACAAAAUAUUUGGGGAUAGAGUAUCCCAGUAAUCCUCUUUAAGAAAAAUAGGGUGUGCGCAUUAUACUGAGUGAACGGAAAAUAGGGCUGGUCUCCAAAUUUUCCAGGGUUACUUUUUAUUCCCAGUCUGGCCCUGGAGGUCCUACAAACCCAUAAAAAGAUAAUUGAUUUCUUGUAGAAAUAUUCAGCAAACCAUUAGGAAGAUCACAUCUUUGCUAUGCACAGGCUUCAUGAACAUUGAGGAAUAUAAUACAUUUCUCGUAGAGAGAAAGCAUGAAUAUUUAGGAAAAAAACAAUGUCUACAACUGAAUCAAUUAUGGAUUAAUACUACAAAUUUAAAGAAGGCAAACCAUUCUUUGCAAAGAGUUCAUGUGAAUAUUGUUGGUAAAAUGAUUUCUUGUACAAUGUCCCCAUGCAUAUUGAGAAAGGGAAACCAUGGCUUUCAGCAAAUGUGAUGUAAUUUCCCUCUCCUGAGAUCCAGAAUGUGUUUCAUUGUUCAGCAUUGGGAGCAGAACCUCUCAAUGGUCCGCUAUACCAUCUAUAUAAGCUAUAUAAAACUGUGUUUUACUUUAUUCUAAUGCAUCAAUGUCCAUCUAUGACAUAACUGUAAUGUUCUAUCCAUUACAACUUGGUCAAAAUAAAAAAAUAAAAAAACCCUACUAAGCUCAAUUUCCAAUGGCUGUAAAGAUUCCCAUUGUUUUUAAAUAUCUUGCAUGGAAUAUCUUUUCCAGUUGUAGAUUAUG
Bombina bombina (fire-bellied toad) is the source of this 4226-nucleotide messenger RNA. RefSeq names its product cytochrome P450 2C8-like. Gene Ontology annotation, cellular component: intracellular membrane-bounded organelle; cytoplasm. Gene Ontology annotation, biological process: xenobiotic metabolic process. Gene Ontology annotation, molecular function: iron ion binding; heme binding; oxidoreductase activity, acting on paired donors, with incorporation or reduction of molecular oxygen, reduced flavin or flavoprotein as one donor, and incorporation of one atom of oxygen. The record is from RefSeq and is a predicted model, not a curated record. NCBI's taxonomy places the organism in Eukaryota, Metazoa, Chordata, Amphibia, Anura, Bombinatoridae. The transcript is spliced from 6 exons. Bases 1 to 1005 code for a protein of 334 amino acids.